This is a messenger RNA of Babjeviella inositovora NRRL Y-12698, 2015 nucleotides long. RefSeq lists its product as uncharacterized. Gene Ontology annotation, cellular component: i-AAA complex. The coding region runs from base 331 to 1704 and encodes 457 amino acids. Gene Ontology annotation, biological process: protein quality control for misfolded or incompletely synthesized proteins. Lineage: Eukaryota; Fungi; Ascomycota; Pichiomycetes; Serinales. The transcript has a single exon. The record is from RefSeq and is a predicted model, not a curated record. Gene Ontology annotation, molecular function: misfolded protein binding.
CUAUGCCCAUAGCAUAUCUACCGCACAUCGCACAAGUAGAAAUCAGUGCAUAACGGACAAGGCCGGUUUCUUGACCCCAUAACUGAAUCGCCGCUUGGAAUAUCCUGCCGGUUAACGGAUAAAGUGGCUUUUCCCAAAACGGCGAUACCUGACAGUUCGCUUCUCGUCAUGUGACCAUGCGGAUUAACCUUUGAAUCUAUGAGAUCAUGGAUAGUAGGGUAACUCCAUCGGUCUAUGCACGACAUGACAUCAAAUUGCCUUACAUCAAAAGGGUCUCUAGCGUCUAGAUGUCUAUUCAUCCACUCUCCGGUAACAGUUUCACACCCAACCAUGCUUCGUAGAAUUGCUGGAAAACGCUUUGCCAAGCCUAGCGGUUCCCUGGCCCGCUUUAUCAAUUACCAGAGCCAAUACGCCCAGGCAUACCAAAUUCCCAGACGGACCUGGCCGAAGAAGCUCGCGAUUACGCUCGGGGUACUCUCCGUCGGGCUCGGCGCGGGCUACUACUUCUACUGGCCAAAGCACACAUUCCCUACAACUGUCGCCGCAAUCCUUCGUAAGGGUCUCUGGGCGGAAUCCGACAAGGGUGAAUUCGACUUCCAACUCGCGCUUAAAUACUAUCUCGCGGCGCUCGACGAGUGCCACGAACAGAAUGUGAGCCGCCUAUCCGACGAGUACACUGGUAUCCAGUUGAAGAUCGCCGAGAUGUACGAACGAAUGAACAUGACGGAAAACUCGCUUUCUAUCUACUCGGAAAUCUCUGCUGCGUACAUGAUAGCGCUCACGUCGCACGGCAUACCGGAGGACCGCAGACCACACAUUAUCCAGAAGGACUUGCGGUUGGUGAUCAAGAUGGCGGAGUUGCAUAAGGGUGACCCUGCGAUCACCAAGGCGAUGCUCAUGACCCAUUUGAUGGUGGCCCAAGAGGAGGUGGCCAAGCGCAGCGGGAAGUUGGGAGAGCGCAUUCUCCACCAGCAAAACUACAACUCGGCUGCCAAUCCGGAGCAGUUUGAGGACCAGGGGGACAGUAGCUUUGCUGCGACGUCAAGCGACUCUGAGAUUGUGCUCACCAAUGCCGACGAAACCAUCACGGCGUACAAGAACCCGCAGGCAUGGCUUCCGUUCCGCGACGAGUUGUUCAACGCGCGUGAUUUGUUUGUGGCGAUCUGCUUGUCACUGGGGGAUAUUGAGAUGGCUGUGCGGUCGAAGUUGAUCUCCACAGAGUGGAUGAUUCUCGCAGAGUGCGACUUGCCCGAGAUCUUGAUGGCCACGUGCAACUUGGGCUCGUUGAUGUACUUGCUCGCCGAGCGGUCCGAGUCGCAGGAGGCGAUUUUGCGCAAGUUGCAGACGGAGAAACGGCCGGAGUUCAGCGUGCUGGAGCUUGCAGAGGCGGUCAAAAAUCGAGCCUACACCCUAGGUGAAGCGAAAAAGUGUUACACCUCCGUAUUGGCGAAUGCCAAGAUGAUUCCAACCAAUGAACGGUACAACACGUUGGACGAAGCGAUCGGGUUGGCGACGUAUGGUUUGGGAGUUAUUCAUUUACACGCGGGUGAGUAUGCGGAGGCCAGACAAAUGUUGAGACAGGCGCGGUUGAGAGCCAAAGGAAGUGGGUUUGACUCGUUGGUUCAGGAGGCGGAGCAGGAGUUGGCCAAGGUGGAUGAGGAAGAGGCGAAGGAAAUGGUCCAGCCAGAAACGGCGUUGGCUUGAAGCUGACCAAAGCGACGAUCCUGUUUUUGCUUCUGUACUCGCUCUGUAUUUUCCGGAGAUUGCAUUCCGCGUUAACUCUCUGAUCUUUCUGUUUGGCAUCAGUUUAUGGCUUUUCUUCAAUUUACACGUUGCGGUGUAUAUAGCUAGCCAAAUGCACUAUGCCUAACACUAGUUUCUCUGGCUGUUACCUCUUUCCGGACUAGUUUACCGGAUCUCAUACACCUGAGCGUAGCUAAUCCUCGUAUAUAGCUACAUAUUUAUUUUACCACGCAUUACGAUUAUCUAAAUAGAAGGGCAAGGCUCGGAUCGAG